This is a messenger RNA of Cygnus olor (mute swan), 2070 nucleotides long. RefSeq names its product ELAV like RNA binding protein 4 (gene ELAVL4). Gene Ontology annotation, molecular function: RNA binding. The transcript is spliced from 7 exons. Bases 611 to 1720 code for a protein of 369 amino acids. The record is from RefSeq and is a predicted model, not a curated record. NCBI's taxonomy places the organism in Eukaryota, Metazoa, Chordata, Aves, Anseriformes, Anatidae. Gene Ontology annotation, cellular component: ribonucleoprotein complex.
GAAUUCUUCCCUUCACAUCUUUAUUGGAGGGGGUCACAGACCUGAGGAGAAACAAGGGAAGCACCUCCAAGCAGGGGGUACACACACACUGUAUCCUGCCGGCUGCAUUUUAUUUACUGACAGUUCCAAACUGCGAGGCACCUGCGUGCGUGACGGCCCUGGGAAGGAGCAGAGCUCACAGACCUGCUGGGUACGUUACCCCUGCUGGCUUCUCUCCUCCCCUCACCCGCCCUCCACGGUCCCCCUGCAUGUAUCUCACACCGCCUCUCUUCCCCACCCCAGCUGCCCCCUCGAGCUCCGCCGGCUGCUGCCGCCGAACGCGCAGCUGAUUUUCCACGCCGCCUGAGGAAGAUAAAAAGCCCUUCCCCGCUCCCCUUAGCCCCGUCUGCUCGGGCGCUGCCGCUGCCAAGAUGGCGGCGCCGCCUCACGCCGCUGCGUAGUGCCGCGUCCCGCCCCGCCCGGCAGAGCGGGAGACCCCGUCGCCGCCACGUGCUGCCGUCGCGCGCGGUGCUGCAGCUGCUGCUGCUACUGGUGCUGCUGCUGCUCUUACUACUGCUGGUGCUGCUGCUUCGGCCGCCGCCCACGCGCCUCCUGCACCCCGCGGCGGAAGAUGCGCGUGCAGUGUGCGAUAAUUAGCACCAUGGAGCCUCAGGUGUCGAAUGGCCCUACUUCCAAUACAACCAAUGGACCCUCCAGCAACAGUAGAAACUGCCCUUCCCCCAUGCAGACGGGGGCUGCCACAGAUGACAGCAAAACCAACCUCAUAGUCAACUAUUUACCCCAGAACAUGACCCAGGAGGAGUUCAGGAGUCUCUUUGGGAGCAUCGGUGAAAUAGAAUCCUGCAAGCUCGUGAGAGACAAAAUCACAGGGCAGAGUUUAGGAUAUGGAUUUGUUAACUACAUUGAUCCAAAGGAUGCAGAGAAAGCCAUUAACACUUUAAAUGGACUCAGACUCCAGACCAAAACCAUAAAGGUGUCAUAUGCCCGUCCAAGUUCAGCAUCAAUCAGAGAUGCAAACUUGUAUGUCAGCGGCCUUCCGAAAACAAUGACCCAGAAAGAAUUAGAGCAGUUAUUCUCACAAUAUGGACGCAUCAUCACCUCACGGAUUCUGGUUGAUCAAGUCACAGGUGUUUCUCGAGGUGUGGGAUUUAUCCGUUUUGAUAAGAGAAUAGAGGCAGAAGAAGCCAUAAAGGGACUAAAUGGCCAGAAGCCUAGUGGUGCUACAGAACCAAUUACUGUGAAGUUUGCCAAUAAUCCCAGCCAGAAAACAAGCCAGGCACUCCUUUCACAGCUGUAUCAGUCUCCCAACAGACGCUACCCUGGACCACUUCACCACCAGGCUCAGAGAUUCAGGCUGGACAAUUUGCUUAAUAUGGCCUAUGGCGUAAAGAGGUUUUCUCCGAUCACAAUUGAUGGUAUGACGAGCCUUGUCGGAAUGAAUAUCCCUGGUCACACUGGGACUGGAUGGUGCAUCUUCGUCUACAACUUGUCUCCCGACUCAGAUGAGAGCGUGCUGUGGCAGCUGUUCGGUCCCUUCGGAGCGGUCAAUAAUGUCAAGGUGAUCCGCGACUUCAACACCAACAAGUGCAAGGGAUUUGGCUUUGUCACCAUGACCAACUACGACGAAGCUGCCAUGGCGAUUGCCAGCCUUAAUGGAUACCGUUUAGGAGACAGAGUAUUGCAAGUUUCCUUUAAAACCAAUAAAACCCACAAAUCCUGAAUUUCAUAUCCUUACUUACUAAAAUAUAUAUAUAUAAAUAUAUAUACGAACAAAACAAAACAAAAAAAACUCUUCAAGGCUUAUAUUCAACCAUGGACUUUAUAAGCCAGUGUUGCCUAAGUAUUAAAACAUUGGAUAUCCUGUGAGGAACAGGAAAGGAUUUUAUAAUGCUUAGAAAAAAAAAACCUUUGAUGCAUUGAAUGUUCUUUCAUAGCUGUCGUUGUUGAAUAUAAUAUACAUAGAUAACAAUGUGCAGGGAUUUUUACCCGGCCAGCUAGUUUUACUACCUUCCUUGAAGGUGGGUCUUUUUAAGAUGACCAUUCACUCAUUUGAAAAAAUAAGAAAACAAA